Molecule: messenger RNA, 424 nt
Organism: Ipomoea nil (Japanese morning glory)
Lineage: Eukaryota; Viridiplantae; Streptophyta; Magnoliopsida; Solanales; Convolvulaceae
Product: ethylene-responsive transcription factor ERF095-like
Exons: 1
Coding region: 5-364 (119 amino acids)
Biological process (GO): ethylene-activated signaling pathway; regulation of DNA-templated transcription
Molecular function (GO): DNA binding; DNA-binding transcription factor activity
Source: RefSeq, a predicted model, not a curated record
AAAAAUGGAAGAAGCUCGCCGGAAAAACAGCGAGGAGGUGAAAUACCGCGGCGUAAGGAAGCGGCCGUGGGGGAAGUACGGGGUGGAGAUACGGGACUCUAACCGGAACGGCGUCCGCGUGUGGCUGGGAACGUAUGACACGGCGGAGGAGGCGGCGAGAGCUUAUGACAGAGCCGCCUACGAAAUGAGGGGAAAGUUCGCCGUUCUCAACUUCCCCGGAGAGUAUCCGUCGACGCUCAAUGGUUCGUGUUCGCCGGCGACGCCGCCGGUGGGUAAGGGCUUUGUUGAAAAAGGAACGGCGAAAGAAGUGAUCGAGUUUGAGUGCCUCGACGACAAGCUGUUAGAGGAGCUGCUCGCCGGCUAGUUGCCGGAACACAAGCAGUGGCGCCGUCUCCCGGAGAUAAUGGUGAUAGCUGUAAAUAUU